CUUUUUGUUUUAUCGUUUUGAAAUAGUUGAAAACGAUAGUAGAAAUUUUUUGUUUCAUUGUGAGUCUUGUCUGUGAUCAGAGACUUUAGUUGUGUGCUUAAUUAUAAUGAUCGGCAAACCUGAGUAAUUUGAUUUCUUUGACCCCUCAUUUUGAAUGCUAAAACAUGCCAAAACCAAAAAAAAAGAGUGUUAAAUGAUCGAGCGUGCCAUGUCAUACUUAGAACAAAGCAAUGAGCAUUUGCGAUAAAGAAUCUUUAGUUAUUACUUAUUUUUUUAUCAUUAUAUGUUCCAAUGUGGUAAACGUCGCACGGAGGACAUGGCAGAACUGCUUUGUUGUAUAAUUUUCCUAAUUGAUAUUCUUGAUAUGUGUUUUAUAUGUUUUUAGAGAGAAAGGAUACAUAGUUUGGAAUCCAUCACAUGCAGGAAAUUUUAGCACAAUUGUGAGACUUGUGGCAUUAUUUCAUUUCUUAGAAGAUUCUUAUAAAAUCAUUAUCACCCGAAAGAAUUUAUUUCUUCUAGCAAUCAUGCCUUUUAAAACAUGAGAAUUAACCAAAUCUAGUGUUAUCAAAUAUGUGCUUGCAUCUAAUGACUUUCCAAACACUGCAUUUAUGGUGUUUGAGAAAGUUUGCUUUGUUUCUAAAGAUGUAAAGCUCGUUACUACUUACUGUCGUGAAACCAUGAAUACAUAGGGAAUUUAUUUGAUUUAGUAGAGAAAUCACAGCAGUGCUAGAGUUCUUGAUACAAUUGGGAACUAAAUGGAAAGGUUAUUUUUUUAAGUUAGGAAAAAGAUCCCUUUUAUGUCUUUCUAUGGAAUUUUUUUACAUUAUUUUUGGUUAUAACUUGUUGUGGUUUAUGUCCAUAUUAAUCUCCAAUUCUCGCUAACUUUAACUCAUAAAUCCUCAUAAACCUAUCGACAAACUGUCUCUUUCACAAAAUCUAAUAUACAAUACGGUAAAAAGUGGACUAUUUAUUAAACCAGAUUUGAAAAACAUUGAAAACUAUUCAAAUAUCCUAUUUGACAAUGUGGGACAUUUGCCGAUCAAUGGAAAGAAUAUGCAACAAGAGCAAGGCAUUUAAUGCAUGAACACCUUCUUUUUAAAGAUGAACUAUGGAUGGCAUCAUAUUAUUGCAUCUAUAUUACACUUUAAAGAUUUUUGUUCUGUUUUGGAAAAGAUUCUACAUCAUGCAUACUUUUUGUAAUUUCUCUUUUUCGCAAGUGCGUUUUUCUGCAGUUAUUUUGUUUGCCUCCGAUACUUUUUAUGAAGGCAAAGGUGUUGUAUGCUUCUUAUUCUUCUAUUUCAAGUUCCAAGAUUGCAAUUUCUUUCAGCCAAAUGUCAUGUUUGGUUCACAAUUGCCAAAUAAGUCUUAGAUUUUUUCUCGUGAAAGUAAGGGCCAAAGGGUGCUCGAUUCUUUGUCGUCGUCUCUUUUAUCAUAUUAAGUUACCAAAUACGCAUUCACUUAAAGUAUCUCAAUAUGGUAUAUAUCAUCUAUUAUUUUAUUUUGUAUGGGUAAUUAAGAUGGUCACCAUUGCUUUUCAUGAUUAUAUUUUCGCUUUCAGAAACAACUUUUCAGCUUUAUAUGUAACGCCCGUAGAUUUUGUCGUGUUCUCCCUACUUCAUUAUAUUUGUUGUCUCUGUUUCUGUCUUUGCUAUUACUGUCUUCACUUUCCUUCUAUCCUUAAUUUUAUAGUUCAUUUUAAUGGAGGCAACACUGCUGUUUGUUGUUUGUGCUUCUAUUUCAUACCCUAAGCCUUCAAGCCCAAUGCAGCCCUCUUCUCAUUUGCUUCACAGACAUCAAAUGACUCCUAAAUUUCUUAGUUUGAAAUCAAAAAAUAAUGGACAUCGCCAUGUUACGUUGUCAUCUAAUCCUAUUAGAUAUUCAAAGACCAGGGUAGAUGAGAGCCAAAGUUUGAGUCUGGAAGGUAUUAGACAUUCGCUAAUCCGACAAGAGGAUAGCAUAAUACGUAACCUUUUGUUGAGAGCACAGUAUUUUCUCAACGCUGGCACAUACGACCCUGAUGCAUUCUCCAUGGAAGGUUUUGAUGGGUCUUUGGUGGAGUUUAUAGUCACAGAAACUGAAAAGCUACAUGCUCGGGUUGGUCGCUAUAAGAGUCCCGAUGAGCAUGCAUAUUUCCCUGAACAUUUACCAGAGCCACUACUUCCUCCCCUGCAAUACCCACAGGUCCUGCAUCCCUGUGCUACUUCUAUAAAUAUCAACAAGAAGGUCUGGGAUGCGUAUUUUGGAGAUCUUCUCCCAAGAUUGGUCAAAUCCGGAGACGAUGGUAAUUGUGGAUCUGCUGCUGUUUAUGACACCAUGUGCUUGCAGGCGCUGUCCAGGAGAAUCCACUAUGGAAAAUUUGUGGCUGAGGCUAAAUUUCAAGAAUCCCCUGCUAGAUAUGAGGCUGCUAUUAGGAUGCAAGAUGGACGAAAACUGAUGGAGUUGCUGACGUAUGAAUCCGUGGAAGCAACCGUUAAGAAGAGAGUAGAGGUGAAAGCAAAAACAUUUGGCCGAGACUUAACAGGCUACCCGGAGGAAAAUGAAGCUGAGCCCGGCUAUAAAGUCGAGCCGAGAUUAGUGGUGAACCUGUACGGGAAUCUGAUAAUGCCGCUCACCAAGGAAGUUCAAGUGGAAUACUUGUUGAGAAGGCUCGAUUAGUGUAGUUACUCGUGCGACAUUUUCUUUCUUGCUUUAAGGAAAACAUGGUUGAAACAGUUUGUUGGAUGUUAUAAUAAAGUUACAGCUUGUUCUGCAUCA
Molecule: messenger RNA, 2754 nt
Organism: Mercurialis annua (annual mercury)
Lineage: Eukaryota; Viridiplantae; Streptophyta; Magnoliopsida; Malpighiales; Euphorbiaceae
Product: chorismate mutase 3, chloroplastic
Exons: 6
Coding region: 1699-2655 (318 amino acids)
Biological process (GO): chorismate metabolic process; aromatic amino acid biosynthetic process
Cellular component (GO): cytoplasm
Molecular function (GO): chorismate mutase activity
Source: RefSeq, a predicted model, not a curated record